Molecule: messenger RNA, 3457 nt
Organism: Pisolithus orientalis
Lineage: Eukaryota; Fungi; Basidiomycota; Agaricomycetes; Boletales; Pisolithaceae
Product: glycoside hydrolase family 31 protein
Exons: 20
Coding region: 251-3232 (993 amino acids)
Biological process (GO): carbohydrate metabolic process
Molecular function (GO): hydrolase activity, hydrolyzing O-glycosyl compounds; carbohydrate binding
Source: RefSeq, a predicted model, not a curated record
UGUCCGAUCAGUAUCAUCGAUAUAUGUACUUCACAGGAAUAUUGGGUUACGGACUUGGAGUAGUCGGUUCAUCUAGCACGAGGUCGUCUUCUUUUACGUAGAUUUAGUGCAGCCCUGCAGCCGCUAUUCUAUCAGAAGCGAUUCCUGGUCGAGGUCAUGCAAUAAUACCGGUCAAACGAAUAACGCCGUCCCUUGCAUUAUGUACGGUAAAUAAAACCUCCCCACCGUCGGGGUAAGUACUCCUGCGACGAUGCUACGCCCCCUCGCUCUUUCCCUUGUCAGCACGGCACUUUUGGUGUCAGCGUCACGGCCGGCUCAAGUCGUUCGCGACAUCGCCUUCUCCAAGAACGUCUCUCACUGUCCAGGCUAUACCCUCACCUCUCUUGCCGAACUCCAACACGGUCUCUCUGCACAGUUACAGCUUGCAGGCCCAGCAUGCAAUGCAUUCGGGUCGGACAUCGCCAAUCUCACGCUCGAGGUAACCUACCAAUCCCAAUCUACCAUCCGUGUUGCAAUAUUCGACACCGCCGAAGACCAGUUCAGAAUCCCUACUUCAAUUAUUCCGCCUCCUCCCCUUCCAACGAAGUCCCUCAUCAAUGAUUCUGAUCUUGUAUUCAACUACGACCCUUCUCCCUUCGCGUUCUGGAUCACCCGCCGCUCGGACCCCGAUGCGAUGCCCAUCUUCGACACUCGUAUCUCAUCGCUACCGACCACUCCUAUUCCUCCAUUCAAUGCUUCCGAUCCGAGCACUGCAUUCGAUGGGUUCCCGCUCGUGUUCGAAGACCAGUAUCUCCAGAUUACAUCGGCCCUUCCUCUCGGCACCAACAUCUAUGGCUUAGGUGAAGUCAUUGCAAGCAGUGGUUUUCGUCGUGAUAUCGGUACGGGGGGUGGUUCGGGCACGAUUCAGACUCAUUGGAAUCGUGAUGCUGCCGAUCCUAUUGAUGAGAACAUCUACGGUUCUCAUCCCAUUUAUCUGGAACAUCGGUACAACGAGACCACUGGCAAAGCCACUGCGUCUGGUGCCCUUCUCCUCAGUGCUUCGGGUUCUGACAUCCUGCUGCAAACACCUCCCAGUUCCCCAGUGUCCCUGAUCCAAUACCGCAUGCUUGGUGGAACCUUCGACUUCCACUUCUUCAGCGGUCCAAGCGAUGUAGAUGUCAUCGCACAGUACGGAGCUGUAAGCGGUUAUCCGUUCAUGCCUCCAGCUUGGGGCUUUGGAUUCCAUUUGUGUCGAUGGGGAUAUCAUGAUGUCAAUGACGACAUUGCGAAUGUGGAAGCAAUGCGUGAGGCAGGCAUUCCUCUUGAAGUCCAAUGGAAUGACAUCGACCUUUACCACGCCUUUCGGGACUUUACAACUGACCCUGUCAGUUUUCCAACAGACGAGGUCAGGUCAUUCAUUGAGAAUCUGACAACGAACCACCAGCAUUAUAUUCCGAUCGUAGAUGCAGGUAUCGCUCUGACGGUGAAUGAUACGGACGUGUACGACCCAUUCACGAGAGGUUCGGAAAUGAAUGUGUUCAUGAAGAAUCCAGAUGGAUCUCUGUAUAUUGGACAGGUGUGGCCUGGGUACACCGCGUUCCCGGACUGGUUCUCGGACAACGCAGUGGAGUGGUGGACAGAAGCGUUGAUGAACUGGAGCGCGAAUGGGGGUGUUGAAUUUAGUGGAAUAUGGCUCGACAUGAACGAAGUAAGCUCGUUUUGUGGAUAUUCGUGUGGUACGGGUGCGAACUUUUCAGCACUUGCUCCGUUGAGUGUCGUCAAUAUCACGGUGGUUGGGUAUCCCGAGUGUUAUAACGAGACAGUUUCGGGCCCCAGCGGGAAUAUGACUGUUAAUGGGACGCCAACAUAUUCGUGUUCAGACAUGAGUGGGAGUAGGGCGAGCGUGGUGGUGAGGACUAAUACUAGGACAGUGACGAGUGCGCGAAGGAGCGUUGGCACUGGUAUCGGUGCCGGUGGGGAAACAGGUAUCAAUGUGACUUAUCCGCCCUACGCGAUACACAACAGUUUCGGGGCUCUUUCGGUAAACACCGUUGCCACGAAUGCAACGCACGCAGGUGGUUAUCUCGAACUGGAUGUGCACAACCUCUUUGGAACGAUGGAAGCUCACGCGACGUACUUGGCGUUGCAGAAGGUCAGGCCUGGAAAGAGACCUUUUGUCAUCGGAAGGUCGACGUUUGUAAGUCAAGGAAGGUGGGCAGGGCAUUGGCUCGGUGAUAACUAUAGCAAGUGGGAGUAUAUGUACUUGAAUAUCCAGGGUGUACUCCAGUUCCAAAUAUACCAAAUCCCUAUGGUGGGUGCUGAUACGUGUGGAUUUAAUGGGAACACAAACGAAGAGCUAUGUAAUCGAUGGAUGCAACUUUCCGCCUUCAUGCCGUUUUAUAGGAAUCAUAAUAUGUAUGCAGCAUUGCCUCAGGAGCCAUAUCGGUGGGAUAGUGUUGCAGAUGCGUCAAAGAUAGCUAUACGAGCACGGUACUCGUUACUGCCCUAUUGGUACACCCUUUUUGCGAACGCAUCUACGGCUGGUUUACCGCCAAUCCGAGCUUUAUUCUAUGAGUUCCCAGAUGAACCCGAACUUUUCACCGUUGAUCGGCAGUGGCUCGUUGGGAAGGAUAUCCUCGUGACCCCUGUUCUCGAGCCCGGGCAGACGACUGUCCAAGGUAUAUUGCCUGGUCGUGGAGACGUCAUAUGGCGAGACUGGUGGACGCAUGUACCCGUUUCGGUUUCGCCAACCAAUACAUCAAAUCAAUCAGCGACGGUAACUCUCCAAGCUCCCAUCAGCCAUAUCAAUGUCCACAUCCGCGGAGGAUCUAUUUUGCUCUUGUACGAUCAACCGGGGUAUACGAUCUACGAAACGAUGAAUGGACCGUAUGCAUUACUCGUGUCGCUCGAUGGAGAUGGACAAGCUUGGGGUGAUGCGUUCGUGGAUGCGGGAGAUGGAGAAUUUGACGCCAUGGGUGGCACUGGCAGCAGUUCAAACAGCACCCUGGCAAGGAGAUUGAACUUUGAAGUGUGCGGGGGCUCACUGAGGGUCAAAACACAAUGGGGGGCAUAUAAUAUCGAACAGAAGGUGGAGACGAUCACCAUCCUCGGAGUUGGGAAGGAACCGGACAGCGUAGUUGUGCAGGGAGAGGUAGUGAAUGGGUGGGUGUACAAUGGGGGGAUUGGAGAGCUGGUUGUGGCAGGUGCAGAGGUGAAUUUAAAUGGGGAUGUUGAGGUGUCGUGGACGUAUUAGGGACAGGGUACUUUAAUAUUGUAGCACGCCUAUAUCCCGGGCACGCCAACUAGCACUGGAAUGCUGGCAACCCAUCAUUGCCCGCGAUGCUCGAGGUUUGUUGGUAGGGAGACUUGUAUACACACGAGAACUGAUAUAGGAGAGUGCACCUCAACCACUUCGAUCCCAGAUGCGCCAGAAUGUCAUAGGCAGAGAGAACUGACCACAACACCCUUUUAACGUCAG